Messenger RNA from Dinoponera quadriceps, 4433 nucleotides. RefSeq lists its product as uncharacterized. The transcript has 5 exons. The record is from RefSeq and is a predicted model, not a curated record. Bases 1051 to 3159 code for a protein of 702 amino acids. Lineage: Eukaryota; Metazoa; Arthropoda; Insecta; Hymenoptera; Formicidae.
CAUCGUAGUAACACCGGCGCGUCUCCUCUCGCGGCUUCGUGGUUGUCUCGGAAUUAGUGAGUAGACAGAAUUAUGUCUGUGAGCUGGCCAGCACGGCUCAGUUGAGACUUACUGCUCAGAGCGUACACACGCAUACUACGAAUCCUUCCUACUUACGCACCUCGCGCCUUCCUCGUACGAUUAGAACUUAGUCCGCGACCGUCUGCAGACCAAUCACGGUCCAGUUCGCUAACGCGCCUCCGUACGAAACGGUUUCCUCGUCUUCACGUGGACGUGUCUGUGGAGUUGCCCCGAGUUCGAGAAGCUCCGGCGCAGCUAGGUGACGGAGGGAGAGAGAGCGAACUAUCGCGGAGAUCUCUCGAGGUCCCACGAAGAAGCACCCACGAAAGCAGGAAGAGCACUCAGAAGACGCGCUCAUUUCCCUCCGCGAGGUGAGCGAAAUUCAAAUCGGAGUCUGACGGGCGACCAUCCGACGUCGAGUCGGAGUAUCGGUCGACGGACGUUGAGAGAAUCGCAGAAAGGUGAGAAGACCGACCGAGAGAGGCCUUUUCAAGGUGAAAAUCGCCGAUUAUUUUACUGCGCGAAUUCGAAGAUCGCAAGACGUUACCGCAGUUAUUCGUAGACUGCACCGGUCGGACGAAUUCCACGAGGUUCUCUUCCGAGUGAGCCGGCUCGAUUGAAUUCACUGAUGCGUACGGCAUAAUUUUCAAGCAGUUUUGCGAGGUACUUUCGAAUGCUGUAUUAUUUACGCACUGAUGUUGGUAUCGAGCAAUUCGGGUGAAAAAUUUGCCGCUAAUUAGACGCGCGUCACUUGAUCGUUCGUUCAAAGCGUAUCUUCGCUUUCGGAUAUCCCCUGUAAACGUCUAUAAACGCGGAUUUAAUAGAUUGCCCUUAAUUAUCGGCGGAAAUGAGACAUUAAUUGUGCCGCUUGGAAACGUGUCUGAUCUCUAUGUAAAAGUUUCGUAAACUCGAGGCUACUUUUGGAGAACUUGCAGUGCUGUUGUCGUAGUCGAGCAGCAUUCGAUCGUCGGGUUUUCAUUAACCGCGACAAUGGGUGUUACGAAAUUAGUCACGCUUCUCUUAUUGGCGUCCGUCGCGAGCCGCGCGUGGUCUCACCAUCAUCACGGAUAUUAUCCGGAGCAUAGAAAAGAAAACGGUCGCGUGGAUUUCGUCGAGCGAGCAUCCACUGCCGAUGAGACCAGCGAGAAAAGCACCGAUCGCAGCACGCGGUCGGAAUUAUCGGAGAAAGACGAGAAGCGUCCGGACGCCUUAGACAGCAAGGAUUCGCCGCCCUUCAACGCGCGAAGGCUCGAAAAGAUGCUGGAGAAGGCGAUACUGAAGAUCAUCACGGGCGACCUCAGCACGGCCGACAUGCUGCUGCUGAAAAGCUUGAACUACACUUUCGAGGAGAUCUUGGCGAUCCGCGAGCAGGAAUUCAGCAGACGAAAGGACGAGGAGAAGGCGAAGAAAUUCUACAAUUCCAUGCUGAUCGAGCAGUCCAACGACCCCGACGGCGAGGUGUCGAGGAGCGAGAGGAAGAAGAACCGAUACAAGGAGAAGCUCUCUUUCGACGACUUCGACUUUGACGCGUACAACCAGGAGGCGACGAUCGACUACGAGAAUCUGGCCACCAAGCUCGAGCAACAAUCGUGGCCCGAGCCGGCGGCUCUCGAUUACGAGGACGAGUUGAAGAGCUCGAAGGAGCAGGACCAGUCGCGAAACGUACACCGGAGCUUCGACCGCGCCAUGGAGCCCCACGUGAUCUUCAAGAUCCGCUAUGACGAUUCCGAGUUCGACUCCGGCUCCAACGAGAGGCCGAGACUUCGAGACGCCUUCACCUCGAAGGACCUGAAACAUCGCACCCCUUCGGCCUUGAGACACACCACCACCAAGAACGUCGCGAACUCCUUUCACGCUUCGUCAUUGUCUUCAUCUUCUUCCUCUUCUUCUUCACCUUCUUCUUCGACUGCUGAACACACUCCACUUCCCGUAGUAUAUCAGAUGAGGAAUCUCAGAGACGUCAAGUCGGAUUAUCUUAAGAACCAACAUUCUGUCGCCAUGACGGCGUCCUCGGCAUCUAACGAUACUGUUGUCACAAACGCCGCGUCUAACGCAACUACUUCCGACGCGACAACGGAUUCGGUGGACGACGACGAUUCGUCCGCCAAGAAGAUCGGCCAGUACGAGGGGCUGGAGUGGGUGGAGGAUGACGUUUACAAGGUGAUACCCUCGUUGGCGGGCUCACUGACUUACGAAGACAGCGAUGAGAACGGAACGUCGGACUACGAGGAAUCAAACCUGGCCUACCUUUCGGACGAGAACGAAAAUGACACUUUGGAGUACCGAAACGAUACUCUGGAGUACCAAAACGAUACCCCGGUGAGGCUGUUUAAUGUCAACGCGUCCAUGGAGAAAGUACCAUUGACGAAUCAGUCCACUCGUCACCAAUUGGCGGCCGCUCAUCGUCAGAACGAGAGUCAGAAGAUAAUCGAAGAGAUUAAGAUGCGGGUCCUCAUGUUCACUGGAAAAUUGAACAACACCACCAGCAAAAUUGAUCGCGAGAAACUCACCAUGUUUUCGCCCACUUGCCAAUUACCUCGAAACACGGACUUCGAGGCGUGGACGGAUCCGUUUUUGAUGAACAUGCAUUUCCAAUUGAAUCUGACUGCCGGCGACGUUGUCGCCGAGGCGAAAUUGCGAAUCUACAAGUUGCCGCAGGAGGAUCUCGUGACCUCCGUGAGCGGAGACUUCAACGAGGGCGAAGUUCGCGAGAAGAAGAUCAGAAUAUCCGUUUUUUACUACAUGAAGUCCCUCAAGACAUAUCGAUCGAAGAGAUGGCUGAUGGAUUCUGUCUUGACGCCCCUGACGGCCAACGGUGGUUACUUAGUGCUGGAUGUGAAGGAGGCCUUGAAAUUUUGGAGACUGCCUUCGCGAAAUUCGCAUGGCAACGGUAGCAAUCACGGCCUGGGGAUUCAGAUAGAGGAGCAGGCCGACGAGAAGAAGCUGAAACCGGCUCUGUAUAUCCAGCAGCCGUCCUGCGGUGACCACGAUUCGGAUCAGAAGGCAUCCCAGCGCAUACCCGCCCUCUUCGUUCGAACCUGUCCUCAUUACGUUCGUCUCGUAAACGGUGAGAGAAUCAUAUACAAUUGCAGCCGUUAGACAGAGGUGACAAAGCCCGGAUCGGAUCGAGAAACGAAUUCGUUUCGACGCGAAAGAAAGCCGACUUAAAUUAUACGUUGUGAUCGUCGUCCUCUCGAAACACUUGCCAUUAGCAGGCGAAGAGACAUAUAUGUGCAAUUUAUUGUUAAAAUUUAAGGGGAAUAUGUGAGAGAAUUAGAGAUUCCUUCGAAUUUUCAUCUAGAGAUAAGUCCCGCAGCAGUAGAACUUUUAGCAUUAGAAAUCGAAAGGAGUUUUUCAUAACGAUGACAAGGAGAAUCUCGCGAAAAAAAGCAAUAACGCGAUCUGAGACCGGUAUUUAUAAUUGGAAAUUAUUUGCAUCCUUUGUUUGAGAAUAUAAUUACAGAUUUGGACACUGUCACGUACAGCGAAUUUGUAAGAAAAUACAUGGACAGUACAGGUAUAGAUAGACGAAUAAUCAGAGGUCCGUGAAGCUAUGAUUAUUUAUCAAAUAAUGACAGACUAAUAGAAAAAAAAAACCAGCCAGGGAAAAAAAAUAGCGAAAAUAUUGCCGAAUUUUGCCACCGAAUCCAGUAUCGUAAUAACGGGUUAACGUAUAGAUAGAAGUAGAACCAGAGCCUACCGAGCGGAAUAUCUCGUUGCCGUUUCUUAUCAUGGAAGAACGUAGCUUAAACGACGGCAGCUUAGUUGUAAAAAUAAAGAUAAGGUCUUGUAGGGGUUUUCUAUGGAGACUGCUAUUCGGUAUUAACUUAAGAGAGAGAAUUAUUUAUACGCAACAAUAUAGGGUAGGGGUCUCAUCAUAACACUACUUGUACGUUAAAGUACACUAUCUGCGAUUUUCGCAUCAUAAUGUACAUACGAUUAGGUCCAAAGUAGCGAUAUCGACGACUUAUAUGCAUUUGCCUACAAUGUGUCAACACGCCCAUGACUGAUGUAGCCACAAAUGUGUGUGUGUAAAAGAGUUCAAGAUUAUAUAUAUAUUAAGUAUAGAUUUUAUAUUAAUUAAGCAACCUGGAACUCUUCCGAGUCUAUCAAUUGUAGUUGGGUGAAUUUGUAGGGUAUUUUUUGCGAGUACGUGUCGCGGUAAUAACCGCAAUCAGAGUCGGGUGUCUCGAGGUCGCAAUCGGAUUAACUCGAUUCCCUCCUUGCUAAAAACCCAUGCAUCGUAUGUCUUGUAUGUACGAAUAAAGGAGGCGCAAUUUCUUCGUCUUGACGCUCUCUACGAUACACCGUCGUUGUAUAUAAUGUAAAUUUCCAUGUCAUGUUGCAAACAAAUAAAUUCAUUUGCAGUAAUA